Messenger RNA from Danaus chrysippus (African queen), 933 nucleotides. NCBI's taxonomy places the organism in Eukaryota, Metazoa, Arthropoda, Insecta, Lepidoptera, Nymphalidae. The record is from the annotation of a GenBank genome assembly.
AUGCUGUUGCGCAUAUCUGUUUUAAUAGCGGUGAGUCUUUAUGGCUCCUGUAUGGAAAUGAGGGAGACUGUUGAGAGAAUGGUGAUGGUUCGUACAUCAGGAUCUGACCUUCAACCGGCGGCCACAGGAUACAUAUAUAAAAAGAAAAACGAUGGCGAAGAAAGCGUCAUUAAAAUGGGGGAAAGCGAAGUUAUGGAACAGUUAUCAAAAUAUUAUAAACAACCCAAAAUAGCUGAUAAAAAUAGCGCCAACAUUAAAGAUGGUUCGAAAGAGGAUCGUAUUAUACCAGUAUCGGAAGAAUCUGAUGAAAAAGUUGAUGGAUUACAUGACGAUGAUUUUAAAAAGAUCUUUGAGAAAUACGGUGUUAAGUUUGAUGAUCACGAUGGACAUGACCAUUAUCCUCACGAUUUCAAUGAUUACUAUGGAUAUGGAGGUAAUAAGGACAAUAAAAAACUAUACGACAAUUAUAAAAAACAUUAUGGAGACAGCGGCAGUGGUGAUUAUCAUAAUGAAAAAUAUUCAAGCUAUACCCAUUCACACAAAGGAAAUGGGGAGAAAGAAAGUGAUGAAAAUAACAAAUACAAUAACGAAGAUGAUAAAUUAAAUAAAGAAGAGAAAUCAGAUGCUCAUAAUGAAGGUAAUAUCCGAUUUCAAAAAGCAUACGAAGGUGACCAAAAAGGUAGAAAAUUAUAUGACAAUGACGAUGGAGUCAAAUUCGCAUUCUAUAAAUACGGAGGCAGCAAGUAUUAUGGAGAUGACGCAGGACAUAAACAUGAUGAUUCCCACGAAAGUGGUGACUCGGGAAAAGCUCAUGAAGAAAUCCACGGAGCCAAAGAUUCAGCUGAAGAACAAGGUGAUAAAAAACAAGAAUACUACAAAUCUGAUGGCGGAAAAACUUACGGCAACGGCUACGGCUUCAAAAUCAAUCAUUAA